Eutrema salsugineum is the source of this 1738-nucleotide messenger RNA. RefSeq names its product probable aquaporin NIP5-1. Bases 534 to 1439 code for a protein of 301 amino acids. Gene Ontology annotation, molecular function: channel activity. The record is from RefSeq and is a predicted model, not a curated record. NCBI's taxonomy places the organism in Eukaryota, Viridiplantae, Streptophyta, Magnoliopsida, Brassicales, Brassicaceae. Gene Ontology annotation, biological process: transmembrane transport. The transcript has 4 exons. Gene Ontology annotation, cellular component: membrane.
UAAAUAUAAGAUAAGCUCAAAUACUAACCAAACCUUUCAUCAUCUUCUUCACAACCCUCAGUUUUUGAGAAUCAGACUUGUUCAGUGGUAGCGUACGCAUCUCUAUGUGUUUGUUGUCUUUUCUUUUUCUAAAAGUCGGUUUCUGAUUUUGAUUCUUUGUUUGUGAGGUGGCUAUCUUCGUUCUUCUUCGUCUUAUAACGUAGUAACAGCUUUAUAAAAAUCCUUGAAAGCAUGUAAAUUUAAGUCCCAGAUCCAUUUUCUUCUCUCCCAAAAAAACAAAAAAAAAAAGUUUUUGAUUUUUAUCAUUUAUAGAUCUCUCUCACUCGUUAUAAUUUGUGUUUGGUGAAACUAGUCCUGGCGAAGUUUAAAACACAAGUGUAAACCCAAAUUUAUAAAAACUUCAGAUCAUGUAAAUUUCGUCUUUAUCAAAUUUAUUUCCUUUCCCUCAAAACAAAAACAAACAAAAAAAAUUAGAAUUUAGUAUCUUAUCUUAAAAAAAAAACCAAAAAAAAAAACUUAAGAAAAAGUUGGGGAUGGCUCCGCCGGAGGCUGAGAUGGGUACGGUGGCGGUGACGGCUCCUCCGACGCCAGGAACGCCGGGAGGACCGUUGAUCACGGGGAUGAGAGUGGACUCAAUGUCGUUCGAUCAUCGUAAACCGAUGCCUCCAUGCAAAUGCUUACCGGUUAUGGGAACUACUUGGAGUCAACACGACACGUGCUUCACCGAUUUUCCCGCUCCUGGUGUCUCCCUCACUCGCAAGCUCGGAGCAGAGUUCGUUGGAACAUUCAUCUUGAUAUUCACCGCUACGGCCGGUCCAAUCGUAAACCAGAAAUACGACGGAGCAGAAACCCUAAUCGGUAACGCAGCAUGCGCAGGGCUCGCAGUGAUGAUCAUAAUCCUCUCAACGGGUCACAUCUCAGGGGCUCACUUAAACCCAUCACUGACCAUAGCAUUCGCAGCUCUUAGACACUUCCCUUGGUCCCACGUGCCUGCUUACAUAGCGGCUCAAGUCUCAGCUUCUAUUUGCGCUUCGUUCGCACUCAAAGCUGUUUUCCAUCCUUUCAUGUCGGGAGGUGUCACUGUUCCAUCUUCUAGUAUCGGACAAGCAUUUGCUCUUGAGUUCAUCAUCUCUUUCAUUCUCCUCUUCGUUGUUACUGCCGUUGCCACCGACACUCGUGCCGUUGGAGAAUUGGCCGGAAUAGCUGUUGGAGCCACAGUCAUGCUCAACAUUCUUGUCGCAGGGCCAUCGAGUGGUGGAUCUAUGAAUCCGGUGAGGACUCUUGGACCAGCUGUUGCAUCAGGAAACUACAGGUCACUUUGGGUUUAUCUGGUGGCUCCUACACUUGGUGCCAUAUCCGGUGCAGCCGUCUACACAGGUGUCAAGCUUAACGACAGUGAGAUCGACCCGCCUCGUCAGGUUAGGAGCUUCCGUCGUUAAGUUGAGUGAGAGACUUGUCCACAAGUCUUUUGCUUGAUACUGUUAAUGUAUACUUAUAAUAAUGUAAGAUAUAAAAAGCUUUGCAAGCUUGUGUGAUGAAUAAAAGGAGAUGUGACUACAAGUCCACGCUCUAUGUGUGCAUCGGUUUAUAAAGCUGAUGCGAACUUGUCUUGUCAUUGUCGUCAAAUUGUGUCUGUGUAAUAACAUACUUUGUUUGGUUUGAGUUUCUUUGUUGGUUUGCUGUUUGUACGUACCUUGGAGACGAGGGUGUUUUAUUAAUAAAAUUUGUUGUGUUGUGU